Molecule: messenger RNA, 2538 nt
Organism: Fusarium sp. VM40
Lineage: Eukaryota; Fungi; Ascomycota; Sordariomycetes; Hypocreales; Nectriaceae
Source: the annotation of a GenBank genome assembly
AUGGCUAAGGCGGAGUUGGGACUGAAGGUAGCUUUCUACGCCUACCCGUGCGUCCUCUUUGUCACCCUGCUAGGCGUUCAGUCUGCGCAGUUCUACCUCAGUCGCCAUGGCAAUCCCCAGGCGCGUCACGGCGCGUUGGAUGCUGACCAGAAACAGCGGGCGGACAAGACUCGACGGAUUUUCGCCCGCUUGAUAUGGACUUUUCAACUUAUUCUGUCACUUUUGCUUAUUGCGAGUAUUGUCCUUACGACGAAGCAGGUUUUUGCUGAUCAGGGGGAUGUUACUGGGGAUGUAGCUUUUGCCUUCAGCGCAUAUCUAGCGUCAUUUGUGGGAGUUCUGCUUUACUUCGUCGCCGGUCUUCUUCCCGAUCCUGAAGGACCUUGGAACCCAAAUGGUUCUCAUCUUUCGGCUUGGUGUGUCGGCGCACUUGCAGAGAUUGUCAUCGCAGCUGUAUUUUCAUCCGCGGAGCCUCGUCUACGUGUAUCGCCCGGCUUUGUUGACACUAUCAACAUCCUCGGAUCGGCCAGAGUGUUUGUGCUUGCUCUGAUGAUCGGUGCAUUUGGCUUGAGAGAGUACAAGUUGAAAUCUCUUGAGCCAAAGUCCGUGCCCGAGGAACGACAGUCACUGCUAGAGAAUGGAAAUGGUGCGGCCGAGAGCUACGGCAGUGUUCCUCCAAGUGCGCCUGAACCAGCCAGAAGGACCCAGGUUUCCGGGACAGGUUGGCUCGAUUACUUUGCUGGUUUCCGUGUUUUGUUCCCCUACCUCUGGCCUAAGGACUCGCCUCUUUACCAAGCAAUCGUGCUAGUUUGUCUCAUCCUUCUUGUCUGCCAGCGUACUGUCAACGUCUUGGGCCCUCUUCAGCUGGGUACACUUGUCGACAGCCUUGGCGAAGGAAAACUGCCCUACAAGGAGAUCAUUCUGUACGUUGUGUAUCGCGCUCUUCAAGGCAAUCAAGGAGCUCUUGGCGCUAUGCGCAGCGUACUAUGGAUCCCUGUAUCCCAGUCUCUCUUCCGACGACUCUCAGCCGCUGCCUUCGAACACGUCCUGGGCCUUUCUCUCGAGUUCCAUCUCAACAAGAAAGUUGGUGAAGUCACCAGCGCGCUCAGCAGAGGCGCAUCUAUCAACACCUUCCUUGAGAGCUUCUGCUUCCAGGUCUUCCCUAUGGUGUUCGAUAUCUUCGUCGCUGGUGUCAUCUUCUUCGUCAAGUACGACGCCUUCUACACCAUCAUCGUCUUCUUCAUCAUGUGGUCGUACAUCUUCCUUACCAUCUACGUGGCCAAGUACCGCGGCAAGCAGCGCCGAGACAUGACAGUCAAGACUCGUGAGAUGGAGGCUGUCAAGACGGAUGCCAUCGUCGCGUAUGAGACGGUUCAGCACAACUGCGCUGUUUCUCGUGAGACUGGGCGGUUUAGGGAGCACAUUACUGUCUUCCAGCGUGCUGAGCGCUUGGUACAGUGGUCGCUGGCUGCGCUCAAUCUCACGCAGAGCUCCAUCUUCACCCUAGGCACAGCCCUUCUUGUUUCCGUUUCGGCAUACAAGAUUUCGAUCGGGGAGCAGACUGUGGGCGAGUUCGUCAGUUUGAUCAACUACUUUGUGCAGCUUCAGGGACCUUUGAAUUUCUUUGGCACAUACUACACCAUGCUACAGAACAACCUUAUCGAGGCUGAACGGCUUCUUGAUCUGUUCAAAGAAACACAAGGCGUAGAGGAAAAGCCCGAUGCCAUCGCACUUCCGUCACCUAAGGGAGAGGUCGCCUUCAACGAUGUCAAGUUCGCCUACAACACGAAGAAGGGUGGCCCUGUUCUCGAUGGAAUCAACUUUACUGUUGCCCCUGGAACCAAGACUGCCAUCGUUGGAGAAUCCGGCAGCGGCAAAUCGACCUCGCUCAAACUCCUCUUCCGUUUCUACGACGUCACAGACGGCUCCGUUACCAUUGACGGCCACGACCUUCGGGAUCUCAAGCUCGACAGCCUCCGUAGAAACAUCGGUGUGGUGCCCCAGGAUACGGUUCUGUUCAACGCUACCAUCAUGUACAACCUGCUAUAUGCCAGACCUGAUGCGACGGAAGAAGACGUGUACGAGGCGUGCAGGGCUGCCAAUAUCCACGAGCGUGUCUUGAACUUCCCUGAUGGAUACGAGACCAAGGUUGGAGAGCGAGGGCUGAAGUUGUCUGGAGGUGAACGCCAACGGAUUGCCAUCGCGCGCGCUAUUCUCAAGGAUGCUCGUAUCCUGCUACUGGAUGAAGCUACCGCUUCUCUUGACUCGCACACCGAGCGUCAAAUCCAAGAUGCGCUCGAGCGUGUCACCACUGGACGAACAACAAUCACCAUUGCCCAUCGCCUUUCCACAAUCACCACCUCUGACCAGAUCAUCGUGCUGCACAAGGGAAAGAUUGCCGAACGCGGCACACAUAAUGAGCUUCUGGCUCUCGGCGGCCGAUACCAUGCCAUGUGGGAGAAGCAAACGACGAUUGAGAAGAAGGAGAAGGAGAAGAAGGAGCUUGAGGGGGAGACAUCAGAGGCUGGUUCUCAAGAGUAG